Helicoverpa armigera (cotton bollworm) is the source of this 1790-nucleotide messenger RNA. RefSeq names its product V-type proton ATPase subunit H (gene VhaSFD). Gene Ontology annotation, cellular component: vacuolar proton-transporting V-type ATPase, V1 domain; lysosomal membrane. The record is from RefSeq and is a predicted model, not a curated record. Gene Ontology annotation, molecular function: proton-transporting ATPase activity, rotational mechanism. The transcript has 10 exons. Gene Ontology annotation, biological process: proton transmembrane transport. The coding region runs from base 130 to 1557 and encodes 475 amino acids. NCBI's taxonomy places the organism in Eukaryota, Metazoa, Arthropoda, Insecta, Lepidoptera, Noctuidae.
CUAACGUCACUCCCAUAGUCACAAGACCUCUCAGCUGAGGCUGUCUUAAUUUCUCUGUUUUUCCCAAAUAUAAAGUUUUUCGAUUCUUCUUUGGUAAUAACAGACGUGAUUAUCAAUUCUAUAGCCAAAAUGGCUAAUAUCGGGGAUGAAAAUGUUAGUCAACUUAUGCCGUCGCUGGGUGAUGAAAAAAUCGAUAUGAUUGCAGCCACCAGCGUCUUGCAAAUCCGUGCAAGCGAGAUCCGCCAAACUCAGAUCAAUUGGCAGUCUUAUCUGCAGUCUCAGAUGAUCACGCAACGUGACCAUGACUUCAUUGUGAACUUGGAUCAGCGUGGUCAGAAGGAGCUGCCCGAUAGGAACCCAGAAACCUGUGCUGAGGUGUUCAUGAACUUGCUGACGCACAUCAGCAAGGACCACACCAUCCAGUACUUGCUGGUCCUGAUUGAUGACAUCCUUUCUGAAGACAAAAGCAGGGUGAAGAUCUUCCGCGAGGCGAGGUCUCUGGGCAACCCGUGGCAGCCGUUCCUCAACCUGCUGAACCGUCAGGAUGAGUUUGUCCAGCACAUGACUGCGCGCAUCAUCGCCAAGCUGGCUUGCUGGCACCCACACCUGAUGGAGAAGAGUGACCUCCACUUCUACCUCUCCUGGCUCAAGGACCAACUGAAAAUGAACAACAAUGACUACAUUCAAUCGGUGGCUCGUUGCCUGCAAAUGAUGCUGCGCGUCGACGAGUACCGCUUCGCGUUCCUGUCUGUGGACGGCAUCUCCACCCUGCUGUCUAUCCUGGCCUCCAGGGUCAACUUCCAGGUGCAAUACCAGUUGGUGUUCUGCCUGUGGGUGCUGACCUUCAACCCGCUGUUAGCCGAGAAGAUGAACAAGUUCAAUGCCAUCCCCAUCCUGGCAGACAUCCUCAGCGACUCCGUGAAGGAGAAGGUCACUCGUAUUGUGCUCGCUGUCUUCAGGAACCUGAUUGAGAAGCCUGAAGAUCAUCAGGUGGCCAAAGAACACUGCAUCGCCAUGGUGCAGUGCAAGGUCCUGAAGCAGCUCUCCAUCUUGGAGCAGAAGCGUUCUGAUGAUGAGGACAUUAUGAACGAUGUGGACUUCCUUAACGAACGCCUGCAGACCUCCGUGCAAGACCUCAGCUCCUUCGACCAGUAUGCCACUGAAGUUAAGAGUGGCCGUCUCGAAUGGUCUCCCGUCCACAAAUCCGCUAAGUUCUGGCGCGAGAACGCGGCCCGCCUCAACGAGCGCGGCCAGGAGUUGCUGCGGACGCUCGUGCACCUGCUGGAGAAGAGCUCCGACCCCGUCGUGCUGGCCGUGGCCUGCUACGACGUCGGCGAAUACGUGCGCCACUACCCUAGGGGCAAGCAUAUUAUCGAGCAAUUGGGUGGCAAACAGCGCGUGAUGUACCUGCUCAGCCACGAAGACCCCAACGUGCGAUAUGAGGCUCUACUCGCCGUCCAGAAAUUGAUGGUUCACAACUGGUACUACCUUGGCAAGCAACUGGAGAAGGAACAGAUCGACAAGCAGGCUGGCACCGUUGUCGGCGCUAAGGCCUAAACAUGUUAUAUAUUGUAAAUGAAAUAUUUAAUUCGUUGUUAUUAUUGUUGUCUUGAAUGUACCAGGCAAUAUUACAGAUAUAGUAACUGCAUUACGUAAAACAUAAUGUAAAUAAUGUGCCUCUUUCCAUUCUGACAUAACAUGCAUCUGCGUAAUCUGUUAUUACAUGCCUAUUAUAGCUUAAAACAAUAAAAAUAGCACUAAAUUUUUUGAAAUAUUUAGUGUACACAUUC